Messenger RNA from Salvia hispanica, 474 nucleotides. RefSeq lists its product as uncharacterized. NCBI's taxonomy places the organism in Eukaryota, Viridiplantae, Streptophyta, Magnoliopsida, Lamiales, Lamiaceae. The record is from RefSeq and is a predicted model, not a curated record.
UACUUCUUCUUUACCAAAUGCAAAUUUCACACAACAUUCACAAUUAACCUAAUUUUAAUAUGGCAGGAAAUGAGGAAUGGAGAAAAAACGCAGACACGCACAAGAUGAGUCCGGAGGAAGUGAGGAGGUCAGGUGUGGAGGCCUCAAAGCGGCCGCCGGGAUCGGGACACCACCCCGGCGAGGUCCUCCACCAGCGCCGGAGCUUGCCCUUCGGCCCUAUGUACAUCAUCCUCGCCGGCUCCGCCCUCGCUGCUAGCGUUUGGUACUUCACCUUGUACGCCAAGAAGAAACCCGAGGCCACCGCUGCUGACGUGGCUAAAGUUGCCGCCGGCGUGGCUGAGCCGGAGGACACGAAGCCUCGCAACUGAGUUUAAAUGUUUAAAUUUGUGUAUCUUUUGCUUCUUUCACUCGUUUAUUUUCGUUUUAAAUUUUUAAUACUUCUGAAAACGUUUCUAAUUGAUGCGUUUUGCCUCA